Messenger RNA from Lolium rigidum, 491 nucleotides. RefSeq lists its product as uncharacterized. Bases 120 to 491 code for a protein of 123 amino acids. The record is from RefSeq and is a predicted model, not a curated record. Lineage: Eukaryota; Viridiplantae; Streptophyta; Magnoliopsida; Poales; Poaceae. The transcript has 5 exons.
GCGAGAGGGCAACAGAGCUGCGACGACCAGGUCAAGAACCCCAGUAGCCGCCUCCCCUCCCCUACCCCCUUUUCAUCGCCCCGACGCUCAUCAGGGAGCAGGACGACCUGUGCCUCCAGAUGUGCCGCUGCCGCGACAUGGAAGCCGGCCUACUGAUGCUGCUCUCCUCCCGUGUCGGGGACGACGAGCUACUGCUGCACACCGCCCAAUGCAUCGGUCAGGCGAGGAUGGGAGGCGGCGGGUUCAGGAGGGCGCCUGGCAGGGAUGAUGUGGCGCCAUAUUUGUGGCGUAAGAGAAGGAGGGGGACCUAUCGGCUUAUGAGUGAUAGUCCACAUCGAACACGUUCUUGUGGAGGUUGGUCGAGCUCCAAGACAGGGUCAGAGUUGGUCAAGGGUGACCUCUAUUAUUUGUCGCUACAGGGUUAUUGUCAUAGUGGGAGAAACUGGUUAUGGUUAAAUGGUGCAAAUACCUCAGUAUCUUCCUGGAGCUAG